AUGGUAACUUCUGUUUCAAUACCAAAACAUUCAAUAUAUCAAAUCGAUGACAUUACUCAUUGUAAUUCUACAACGGCUCGUCAACUUAAAUACCUGCAAGCUUCAAUAAAUCUUUCAUCGAUACGCGAAAUUUCAUUUUAUAAUAUCAGUUAUAAUAAGAAUGAAAAACUAGCAAAAUUUCAACGCCCAAAAAUAUGUUCAUAUUUUAUGAAAGAAAAGCCGGUCAAACAAAUUUUACAUGAUAUAUCUGGUGUUUUUAAAACAGGAAUGAAUGCGAUUAUGGGUCCAACGGGAUGCGGAAAAUCUUCUCUACUUGAUAUUCUUGCCCAUCGUAAGGAUCAUAAUGGUUUGCAUGGUCAAAUUCUUGUCGAUGGGUUACCACCACCCCAUUCAUUUAAGUAUAUGGUCGGUUAUGUUAUUCAAAAUGAUAUCAUCUCUGAUACACUUACUGUACGAGAAAAUCUCAUGUUUUCGGCAAAUAUUCGUCUACCAAAGGAAGUACCCUAUGAGGAACGCGUAGAACGAGUAACAAAAGUUAUAUCUGACCUUGGACUCGAAUCAUGUGCUGAGACAAAAAUUGGUACAGAAUUUCAGAGAGGUGUUUCUGGUGGUGAACGAAAACGAGCAAGUAUUGGUAUGGAACUGAUAUUAGCACCAAAAAUAUUUUUUCUUGAUGAACCAACUACAGGACUCGAUGCAGCAACAGCUCGAAAAAUAAUGAAAUGUUUAAGUGAUCUAUCAAAACAAGGACAUACCAUUAUUUUUUCAAUACAUCAACCACGUUAUUCUAUAUUUAAACUUUUUGACACAAUAACUGUCCUGUAUCAGGGUGGAAUGUUUUACUAUGGUCAAGCCGAAAAUGUAUUAGGUUAUUUUUCUCAACAAGGUUAUUUUUGUGAGCACCAUGAUAAUCCGGCUGAUUUUGUGGUUGAUGUUCUGAUUGAUGCGAGUCAAAAGCCCGGUCAAUUGAGAAAAUUGAGACUAGCUUAUGAAAAUUCUUAUAUGCAUAAAAAUAUCAUAGAUCUUAGAAAAAAACAAUUAAUCAAUGAUAAUUUUGAAGGACAAACGAAUCAAAAAUCAGCUAAACUCGGAGGAUCUCUUUGGAAAGAAAUAUAUUAUGUUUCCCGACGAACAUUGAAAAAUACUUGUUGUAAUCCAGCAUUAUUCGUGUCACAAAUAGCCGUUGCUAUCAUUAUAGGCCUAUUAAUAGGACUCGUAUAUUAUGAUUUGGAAAAAACCAUGGAUCCAGGAGUACAAGAUCGUUUAGGUGCUAUAUUUGUUAUUGUUGCAACACAAAUCUUUAGUACAUUAACGGCAUUGGAACCAUUAAUUAAAGAACGUGUGUUAUUUAUUCAUGAAAGUAACAGCGGCUAUUAUCGAACAUCGACAUUCUUCUUAGCUAAAUUUCUAUGCGAUAUAUUAUUUAUACGAACUAUUGUGUCAAUUAUAUUUUCAAUUAUUGCUUACUUUAUGACGGAUUUAGAACGGAAUGUUGGUAGAUUCUUUGUUUUUCUUAUUACAAUUUUUCUUGCAAGUCUAUUCGGAUCAGCCAUGUGUCUUUUUAUCACAGCUACAGUUCGCUUCUUUAGUGUUGCCUUGAUCAUUGUCAUACUUAUCUUUUUGGUAAUGAUGAUCUUCAGUGGUUUUCUAAUCUCAUUGAAAAGUGUAUUCCAGUGGUUGGCAUGGAUUCAAUGGAUCAGUGCCUUUCGAUACGCAUCCAAUAUGUUAAUAAUGAAUGAAUUUCACAAUAUUACAUUUUGCCUAGCUAAUGCUACAAAUAUUUGUCCAUUGACAGGCUUGGAAAUUCUGAAUAAAACAGACUUAAAUUAUAGGACUAAUUGGGAUUUAUGGAAAAAUUACUUUGCAUUGUCGAUGAUGACUACUGGUGUAUUCCUCUUAACUUAUAUUCAACUUCUACAAAUUAAAAAGACGAAUUAACAAAAUAUUUGAAACAAAAGAAAUUCGAACUACGAUAUUUUUUCCAGCACUUUAAAUAAAUACUUCCUAAUGAGUCGGUGUUUUUACAUAGGCUUUGAGAUUUUUUCUUCAAAUUAUGUAGGAAAAUUAAUCGCAUAGGGUGUGGGUGUGUAUGGGUGUCAGCGAUCACCUCGUUCUCGCUUCCUUUCUUUUAUUACAUUUGCUUUUGAAAGUAUGUUAUCAGCAAUAACAUUCUUUUUCUUGUUUUCUCUCUGCUUCCAUGUACCAUAUAUACAUGUGUGUUUGGUUCUGAGGGUCAAUUCUGUUUUAUUCUUAGUGCAGUGAUUCUUUUCAAGUAGUUCUUUGCUUCAUUGUGUAGUUUUUAUUUCUAUUCAAAUACAUUUAAUAUUGUGCAGUUUCUCUCAACCUCUGCAAGCAAGGUACAGGUCAUUUCAAAGAGGAAGCUCACAGUGGGUGUGUGGGUGUGGGUUCUGUUGAAAAGAAGAUCCAUACCCGCACCCACAUCCACCCACACCCUCACACCACCCACACCCACACCCACACCCCUCUUUAUUCUCGUAGUUGCUCUUCUGAGGUUAUGAAAGAAAAUUAUAUGUCAAGAUCUGCAAUGAGUAAAUGAUUAAAUACUCAAUGUUGUAUAAUGGACUGACUAUUAGUUACUAUAUAUAUAUAGAUUUAUCAUAAAUCGCAAACAGAUAAGAAGAAAAAUUACAAAUUUUAGAUUACAUAAAUCGAUUGUGCUUAUGAUUUCUGUUUACUAUUUAAAUGUAGAAUAUCUAUAUUGUAAAAAUUUAAAAUUAAUUCUUUACUAAUUGAAAUAAACAUUCAAAUGGACCACUAAGAAUGAGUGAAUUUAUACUCAAUUAAUUUAUAAAUGCUUUCGUUUUUAUACAUUUUUUCAAAAGAAUUUCAAUACUUAAUUUUCUAUCAAAAUAAUUUUUAAUAUAUGAUUUCGUAUUUAUAAUAUGAUAUAUAAGUUCUUCAGUUAUAUUUUGUUUUUGACUUAAGCCGCCCCUCCCCACCCUAAAAGUCAAUUUUUGUCAAAUUUUUCGAUUUUGUGAUUUAUAGUGCAUUAGAUAGAGAAAAAUGUCCGCUAUCGAACGCACUAUAGUUUAUUCAUUUUAUGACGAGCUUGAUGGAUGUUACAUAAUUUUUUCUGCACCCUUAUACCCUACAAAAUAACGUUUUUACGAACAACUUUUAUUUUUGAAGUUUUUUGACCUUCUUCAGACAAUAUACUAGAAAGACAUAUAAUAUACGAUUCGAUGUAUCGUCAUCCACUCUUUCGAACGAUGAAAACUGCAGCUCUCUAUCUUGUUUUUAUGAAAAGUAAUUCAAAAAAUACCCAAAAAAUAGACAUUCGUAUAAUCAUCCCAUAUAUUAGAAAACUACGUCUUAUCGAAAUUUUAUUAUUAUGAUAUUAAUUGAAAUAUGAUCAAAUAACAUAGAAAAAUAGAGCAUUCUUUUCUCUAUCAGAUUAUAUAGAGAGAAAGUUUCUUAAAGCUUUUUAUAAGGAAUUACAGUACUGUUCUCACUA
Messenger RNA from Rotaria sp. Silwood1, 3475 nucleotides. The record is from the annotation of a GenBank genome assembly. NCBI's taxonomy places the organism in Eukaryota, Metazoa, Rotifera, Eurotatoria, Philodinida, Philodinidae.